CAUCCAAUUAAGAAGUAAUUCUGGGAAAGAGGAAAACUGGGGCUUGAGAUUUUAAAUUCUGGGUUUUAGUGGAUUGAAUCCUAGAUGGACCUGUCUCCUCAUUGCAAGCAUUUCAGAUCACUUGGUUGCAACUUGAAUUCAAUAGCAUGCAAAUGUGUGGUUUUAGUUAUCAUUGCUCUGGUUGUUAGAGCUGUCCUGCUUCCUACAUACUCUAGUUUUAAUGGGACUGAGCAGAACAAGUUGGUGUUGGUCAGCAACCUCUCCUUCUCAACUUUGUCAGGCAGUACUAAUUUUGGUAUCCGUAAAGAUAAGUUUCUCGAGGUUCCUCAAAUUGUAUGGGGAUUAAACAAUCAGAAAAUAGCAUUUGCAAGAGCUUGUUUAACAGCAAGGCUUAUGAACCGGAUUCUGUUGAUGCCUAGCUUGAGUGCUUCCUUGUUCUACAAAGAAUUUGAGCUCUUGAAGCCCAUUUCUUUUGAUAAGGUCUUUAAGUUUGACAAGUUCAAUUCACUCUGUGAUGGCUAUGUUCAGUUGGGGCAAUACUCGGAUCUUAAAAACCAAACAGGCGCGUUUGAGCUUCAGAAAGGAAGUGGAAGGAGGUGGACACCUGAGAGAGAUUUGGAUCAGUUGAAGCAGCACAGUAAGGGGCCAUAUGAUGAACAUGAGACGAUUCGAAUUGUUGGGAAGAAUCCUUUUUUGUGGCAUGAUCAUUGGCCUGUCAAGGACUAUGCUAAGGUGUUUGAGUGCUUGGUUUUGGUUGAUGAGAUCAUGAAAGAAGCCGAUAAAGUUGUGUCGAGGAUUAGAGAGAUAGGAGCAGAACAAGUAAGAAGGAAAAGUGAGUCUGCUGAGAACUCUUUGUUGGUCGAGCCAGUGCCUUACGUAGCUGUUCAUAUGAGGAUAGAAUUAGAUUGGAUGAUACACUGCAAGAACCUUGAGCGUAGAUUGAACAUAACUGAAAUUUGUAGCAGCAAAGAAGAGAUCAUGGAGAGAGUUGGCAACAUUGUUGGCCUUAAAACUCCAGUUGUUGUUUACUUAGCUGUGGCUGAUAGUCUUCUACAAGAUCCUUCAAUUUUGAAUGGAUGGAAAGAAGGGUUGGUUCCUUUUGAGAAGAAGAAACUUGGUUUUGAUGCACAAUACAAGAAGUUCCCCUAUCUCAUUCAGUCUGCAAUUGACUACGAAGUGUGCUUGAGAGCCGAUGUGUUUGUUGGAAACAGUUUCUCUACAUUUUCUAGCCUCAUUGCUCUUGACAGAACCCAGAAGCUGAUAAAAAUGGGUGUCAAUAGCUCAUGUGGUGUUGAUGUCAGGUGGCCUACAUAUGCAUACAACAUAUUAGGGGAAUCAAAAGGGCCUCAGAAAUGGAUGACAAACAUGUCUGGCUCAAGUCUGAAAGCAAUUAGCUAUGGCUCCAACCAAAUUUCAUGUUGAUGGUCUUGAGGCUCCACAAGUUUUUGUAUUCUAAAUCAUUCCAUCCCUCCGGCGCAGAUUUAUUGGUAUAGUGUCACAGAAAUUUUUUGUUGAUAGAGAAAAUUAAUAGCAGAGAAUGUUGAAAAUAGCAAUUGUUUACCAAAUUUGUUACAGUUUUCAAUUAUGUAAAUCUGAAUCUUUCGAAAUUCAUUUUCAUUCUUUUGAUUAUAGAAAUUCAGAGUAAAUUUCGAAUCUUUCUAAUUCCGACGUGACAUGUAACUAAGGACAUAAUUUUCCAGGUUAGCGUGUCUGAUCCUUUUUGCUUUUCUGAGUCUCUGCAACUGUUUUUCUUUGCUUAAGAUAUGGCACAGACGACCAAAUGAGGUGGUACAACAAGGGAAAAGGUGUGCUUAAUCCUCACUUUAGUACUUCUAACACAAUCAAGGACGACCGUUUUAAUGACUACAAGGUUGGAUCCAUGGGAUCGAUUG
Fragaria vesca subsp. vesca is the source of this 1892-nucleotide messenger RNA. RefSeq lists its product as uncharacterized. NCBI's taxonomy places the organism in Eukaryota, Viridiplantae, Streptophyta, Magnoliopsida, Rosales, Rosaceae. The record is from RefSeq and is a predicted model, not a curated record. Bases 85 to 1422 code for a protein of 445 amino acids. The transcript has 2 exons. Gene Ontology annotation, biological process: pollen-pistil interaction.